Molecule: messenger RNA, 5643 nt
Organism: Anoplopoma fimbria (sablefish)
Lineage: Eukaryota; Metazoa; Chordata; Actinopteri; Perciformes; Anoplopomatidae
Product: focal adhesion kinase 1-like
Exons: 33
Coding region: 212-3469 (1085 amino acids)
Biological process (GO): signal complex assembly; protein phosphorylation
Cellular component (GO): focal adhesion; cytoskeleton
Molecular function (GO): ATP binding; protein tyrosine kinase activity
Source: RefSeq, a predicted model, not a curated record
GCCACCAAGCCGGUUCUGCAAACAACAGCUCCACACACACACACACACAUAUAUAUAUAUAUAUACAAUCCAAACGGAGUGGCUGGAAAAACAGGCCGGGUACGGAGAGUAGGUGCGGCUGGUCUCCAGGGCUGAAGUGGAUAUUUCCAGAAUAACAUACUACGCUGAAUAUGACGGCCAGUUAGCCCCCGCAGGAGGAUCUGAAUCAGGCAUGGCGUCAUCUUCCUACUUGGAGCCCAACCUCAAUCACUCCGCAGCGGGUGGUUGUGGGGUUAAAUCCCGGUCUGGGAUGCCUGGUGGCACCGGUGUUGGUACCAGUGGCUCUGCUGGAGGCCUUGAGCGCCCCCCUGGCUCCAUGGACCGGGUUCUGAAGAUCUUCCAUUAUUUUGAGACAAACAGUGAGCCAUGCACCUGGGCUAGUAAUAUCAGGCACGGAGAUGCUACAGAUGUCAGGGGUGUUAUCCAGAAGAUAGCGGAGAUCCACAAAUUGCGCUGUGUGUCCUCUCUGGGACUCCGUCUGACCCAUCUGCACUCUGAUGCGAUCCACUGGUUACACCCUGAUUUAGGCGUGUGUCACGUCAGGGAGAAAUAUGAGAAACAGCACCCCCAGGAGGAAUGGAGGUAUGAGUUGCGGAUGCGGUACCUUCCUAAAGGUUACCUCAGCCAUUUCUCUGAGGACAAACCCUCGCUUAACUACCUCUAUCACCAGGUAAAGAGUGACUACAUGCAACAUAUAGCUGACCAGGUGGAUCAAGAAGUUGCUUUGAAACUCGGCUGUUUGGAAAUUAGGAGGUUCUUCAGAGAGAUGCCAGGAAACGCCCUGGAUAAGAAAUCCAAUUAUGAACUAUUAGAGAAAGACGUUGGUUUGAGAAGGUUCUUCCCCAAAAGCCUGCUGGACUCCCUCAAGGCGAAGACUCUUCGUAAGCAGAUCCAGCAGACCUUUAAGCAGUUUGCUAACCUCAAUGAUGAGCAGAGCAUCCACAAGUUCUUUGAGAUACUCUCUCCCAUCUACCGCUUCGACAAAGAGUGCUUCAAAUGUGCUUUGGGGUCUAGUUGGGUAAUAUCAGUAGAGUUAGCAAUUGGACCAGAAGAAGGAAUCAGCUACCUCACAGAUAAGGGCUCAAUGCCUACACACUUAGCUAACUUUAACCAGGUUCAGUCCAUCCAGUACUCCCCUUUGGAAGAGAAGGACAGGAAAGGCAUGUUGCAGCUCAACGUAGCAGGAGCUCCAGAGCCCCUCACAGUCACCACGGCAUCGCUGACUACGGCAGAAAACAUGGCUGACUUGAUUGACGGCUACUGUCGGCUCGUCUCCUUAGCUACUCACUCCUUCAUCGUCAGAGUCCACAAAGAGGGGGACAGAGCUCUGCCGUCCAUCCCAAAAGUAUCAAAUCAUGAAAGGCGGAUGGAAAAACGGAUGGAAGGAGUACGGACCCGAGCCGUUUGUGUCUCAGAAACGGAUGACUAUGCUGAGAUCAUAGAUGAGGAGGACACCUAUACGAUGCCUUCAACACGGGACUAUGAGAUUCAGCGAGAUUGUAUUGAGUUGGGACGCUGCAUAGGUGAGGGUCAGUUUGGAGACGUCCACCAAGGAGUUUACAUCAGCCCGGAGAACCCAGCCCUGUCUGUGGCAGUGAAGACGUGUAAGAACUCAACGUCCGACAGCGUCAGGGAAAAGUUUCUCCAAGAAGCAUUGACCAUGCGUCAGUUUGACCACCCGCACAUUGUAAAGCUGAUGGGUGUCAUCACAGAUAAUCCAGUCUGGAUCAUCAUGGAGCUCUGCACGCUCGGAGAGCUGCGGUCAUUUCUCCAGGUGAGGAAGUACAGUCUAGACUUGGCCACUCUCAUCUUGUACUCGUACCAGCUCAGCACGGCACUGGCAUAUCUGGAGAGCAAGCGCUUUGUGCACAGGGAUAUCGCCGCACGGAACGUCUUGGUGUCUACAGUCGACUGUGUAAAACUCGGGGACUUUGGUUUGUCUCGAUAUAUGGAAGAUAGUUCGUAUUAUAAAGCAUCUAAAGGUAAACUACCUAUUAAAUGGAUGGCUCCAGAAUCCAUCAACUUCAGGCGAUUCACCACAGCCAGCGACGUCUGGAUGUUUGGCGUCUGUAUGUGGGAGAUCCUAAUGUUCGGUAUCAAGCCUUUCCAGGGUGUGAAGAACAACGAUGUCAUCGGCAGGAUAGAGAACGGCGAGCGACUGGCGAUGCCCCCUCAGUGCCCUCCUACUCUCUACAGCUUGAUGACAAAGUGUUGGUCGUAUGAUCCCAGCAAGAGGCCACGCUUCACUGAACUCAAAACACAACUGAGCACUAUAUUAGAGGAGGAGAAGCUCCAGCAAAAGGAAAGGAGCAGGAUGGAGAUGAGGAGACAGGUUACUGUUUCUUGGGACUCCGGAGGGUCUGAGGAAGCACCACCAAAACCAAGUAGACCAGGCUAUCCCAGUCCUCGCUCGAGUGAAGGUUUUUAUCCCAGUCCCCAACAUCCUGGACACUACCAGAUGGCAGGGUACCCCGGCCCUCACACCCUCCCGUCGGUGCCCAGCGCCCUGUACCCCCAACAGGCUGCGAUGCUGGACACACACCACGCGCACACACAUCCCCGCCACCACGUCCACACACACUCGCACGCACAGCACCUUCCCCAUCCACUUGGGCACGACAUGGCACUAUGGGGCUCUGCAAUGGAGGACAGGGCAGUUGACAUGCAGCAGUGUGUAGGCCAGCAGUGCCUGUUAAUGGAGGAACAGCUGAUGAUACAACAACAGCAGAUGGAAGAGGACCAGAGGUGGCUGGAGCAGGAGGAAAGGCUGCUGAAACCAGACUCUAGAAGUUCUAGAGGGAGUCUGGACAGAGAAGACGGUGGACUCCAACCACCGACAGGAAACCAGCACAUAUACCAGCCCGUUGGAAAAGCAGAGCAUGCAGCUCCCCCAAAGAAGCCACCUCGACCUGGGGCCCAGGGCCAAGUGGGCAGCCUGGCCUGUCUAAAUACUGGAGACAGUUACAACGAUGGAGUCAAGCUGCAGCCACAAGAGAUAAGCCCGCCCCCCACGGCUAAUCUGGACCGCUCCAACGACAAGGUGUACGAGAAUGUGACAGGAUUGGUCAAAGCUGUGAUUGAGAUGUCAAGCAAGAUUCAACCAGCUCCUCCGGAGGAAUACGUUCCCAUGGUCAAGGACGUGGGUCUGGCGUUGAGGACGUUAUUGGCCACAGUGGAUGAGACUCUACCACAACUUCCAGCCAGUACACACAGAGAGAUCGAGAUGGCACAGAAACUUCUGAACUCUGACUUGGCAGAGCUGAUCGGAAAGAUGAAGUUAGCCCAACAAUAUGUGAUGACCAGUCUCCAGCAGGACUAUAAGAAGCAGAUGUUGACAGCGGCUCACGCUCUUGCAGUUGAUGCCAAGAACCUGCUGGAUGUCAUCGACCAAUCACGGCUCAAGAUGAUGUCCCAGUCCCGCCCACACUAGCCCACCGACAGCUGAGCUGACCAACAGGAAAUUGGUCUAUAAUUUCAGAGACCGCAUCAGUCUGGUUACUGUACAAGCAAUGGAGAAUUAAAGUGAUGUCAUGAUAUAUGGGAGUUAUCUAAGCUGACUGCUUUACAUCAAAGGAGAAAAACAAAGGCUCUGAUACUUUGACAACAGCCUGUGAAGAAUCAUUAGAUGUUGAAUCCUGUGUGAGCUGAGGUCGUCUCUCCACCACUGUGACUUUUGUAAUUCAAGAACAGAGUAAAAACACUUCCUGAAUCAAGGACCUGGCAGCUUCUCUCUCUUUGGACUGUAAUAUAAUGAUGAGAGGAGGAAAGGCGAAGAGGGACGGUGGUGAUAUCUCAAAUAUGGUUCUAGACCUCAGAUGAGCCUGAUACCACGGAUCCCGGGUUUAAAAGGUUAAAAACCCUCUGACAGAAACACUAUCAUGGGAGUGAUCAGAUCUGAAACUGUCGACAUCGGUUGGAUUUGUCUUUGGCGGGAUAAUACUCUUAAGCAAAGCCAUCAGAACCUGAUCAGACUGCGUUUGAUCUGCAACAUAUCUGCAUGAAACUUCACUGUGGAAAUGGACUCCGACUUCAGCCAGCAGCCAUCAUCAAUUCAUUUGUUGGUAUCAUGUGUUGUGACCCCUGGAUGUGAACUUUACCUCUAUAUCACCAUGGAUUAUUUUGAAUGGGCAGAUCAAACCACAUGCAAUCUAUUCAGAUCUGGUCACGUUGUGUUUGCUUUGAUUGGUGCUUCAACACGGACAUCCACAGUAAAGACAGCGUUGGUUUGAAGGAGCAGCCUCUUCCUCCAUUCUCGUCUCUCCUCCGUCUCACCAGGUUUUAUUUAUAGACUAAUUACAGAGGAGGAGACGGAGGGAGAGACCGGUAUUAAAACUUGAGGACAGUCUAGCUCCGGUCUGCUGCCUGAAGGAAGAACACACUUUCCUCACCUUUUUUCUCUAUUUCACUCACUACUUUUCCUUUUUGUUCUCACUCUUCGUGUCCUUCGUGAAGUCUUCCUCAGCUCCUCUCUGAGCCAGUUUUAAAGGCUCCAAAUGUGAAGAAUCCAACUCUUGUCUGGGUAAACACCGCAGACAGGAAACUCCCUUCUGGCACUCUAUUUAGUUUACCCUUUUUGUCGGCUGGCUCCAUGUUUUUUUGUGUUGUUUCAGCAGUCACGAUCUUCUUCCUCUUUACUGAACACUUAGAAUACAAGCAGAUAUUCAAUCCCAGCACUGACUCUGAUGAGCAAAAACAUAACAAGAAACGCAGGUUUUGAGGAUUCACUUAGUGUAACUGGAUAUUUCCUAUUUGUCCCAGAGGAAGAGAAGGACAUCAUGUCUCAGACUGGUCACUGAGCUUGACUGAACCUCUUUCUGUGAGGACAGUGUCUUGUCUCCUUCAUUUCUCCUCAACCUACAGUCCUAAUGGCGUUCAGUUGUUCCUCGUACAAGACUGGUGUCACGCCUUUAACUGUCCCCUCACCCACCGGUGUCGCAAAGUGAAUUGGGACACAAACAAACCUCACAACUGGAACCUCUGUGCUCUGUCCCAGUUUCUGUCAGGUGUAACUCUUUAAAUAUGUCCCUCCAACCAACAGUCCCCAGGGACACAAACAAACACACACACACACACACACACACACACACACACACACACACACACACACAUUAAAUGUGGAGCCACAUGACUGGAGCUUGUCUUGCAGACACAAAACACUGAACUGAAAAUACAGCAGAUCACACGUGUCUUUGUUAAUAGUGACCCCACAUGGAGUAUGACAUACUGCUAUAUGAAAUAUACUGGUGACUGUACUAGUACAGCAUGAUAUACAGGAGAAGGAGAAGAGCAUAUUUGCACAGCACCAAAAAAAAACCUAACCUUUUUUUAACCCUAUUUAACCCAGAUUUGAUUUCCAGGUUUAGCCAGCAAUGAAACUAUCAAAUAUCUGGGUUUUAUAGGGAUAAAAAAAAUGUUAAAAAACAAUCUAUUUUAUCUUGUCAUUGCGUAAAUCUGCUCAUGUUGGUAUAUUGUAAGCUAUACUGGUGUGAAUCACUGGUGAAUUGUACAGAACUAGUACUAGUAAACACUGGUUUUUAUUUUGUCUUCUGUGCUAAAUCAGCCAUCUUGUCAAAUAGGAGGAGAAAAAAAUGAAAUAAAAAUAAU